Molecule: messenger RNA, 1746 nt
Organism: Arabidopsis lyrata subsp. lyrata
Lineage: Eukaryota; Viridiplantae; Streptophyta; Magnoliopsida; Brassicales; Brassicaceae
Exons: 1
Coding region: 38-1741 (567 amino acids)
Molecular function (GO): zinc ion binding
Source: RefSeq, a predicted model, not a curated record
UAAAAUCUCUCUCAAGUCAACGGCUCUUGGCAGCUCGAUGCAGUCGGAGAAGCAUAUUGUUUCCUUAUGCCCUGAAGCUGAGGUCGAAUUUGAGGAAGGAAGAUUCCAAGUGACGGGGAAAAUUUGGCGCAUCACUGAAGAAAAGUGUGAAUCUGACUAUGAGAAGCGCCAGAAGUGGAUCGACGUAGGAGGCACCCAGUAUUAUUACUGCGAUAAAUGCAAUGGCGAAGACCACGAAAAAUUUGGUAAGACUUUGUCUGAGAUCAUACACCCUCUUCAUCCAAAACAUCCUCUCCAGCUUGUUUAUCUUAGACAUUUGAGGCGCACGCUGCGGACCAAGGAAUGCUAUUGUUGUGAAAAAAAUAUUGCGCCUUUCUUUUACUAUUGCCCGAUUUGCGAGUUUUGUAUGAAUGUAGGUUGUGUGAAUAAGACAACACACUUCUCUAUAGAUCAUCCAAAGAAGCACGAGCAUAAACUCGUCCUGUUUCCGCGACAGACAUCACUAACUUGCAACGUCUGUGCGUUGGAUAAUUCAGAAGGUCCCAUCUAUAUGUGCCCCCCUUGUGACUUGGUAAUUCACAAAAGUUGUUUCAACUUACCAAGCGUCAUAAAGAUUUCACGUCAUCGCCAUCGUAUCUCCUUCAAGCUUUCUUUUGUUUGGGGAGAUCGGCUAUGUGGUGUUUGUUGCAAAAAGAUUAACAGCGACUAUGGAGGAUUUUCUUGCAACAAGGAGGGUUGCUCUUAUGCCGCUCAUUCAAGAUGUGCCACACGGAAAAAUGUGUGGGACGGAAAAGAGCUGGAAGGAAAACCAGAAGAUGAUGAUGCCAUGGAUGAUGACCGUGAUCCAUAUGUGAAGAUUGGUGAUGGAAUCAUAAGGCAUUUUCGACAUGCACAUCAUUACUUGAGGCUCGACAAAGAUACCAAUAGAGUUUACAACGAAAACACACGUUGUCAAGCAUGCAUCAUGCCUGUCUACCACGGUAACUUCUACUCUUGUAUGCGGUGCGAUUUUAUCCUACAUGAAACAUGUGCAAAUCUUUCUCGCACAGAACAUCACCCGAUGCAUCCACAUCCGCUUAAGCUAGUUGCUCAAUAUGACGACAUGUUCAAGCCUUAUAAUACGUGUUCAGCUUGUUCUCAACCGUGUACUGGUUUCAUGUACAAGUGUUAUAGAAGAGGAUGCAAUUUCAGGCUACACAUACAAUGCGCCACUAUUACCGAGCCAUUUAUCCAUGAAAGUCACAUGGAUCCGUUAUUUCUAACAUCAGCACCCGGAGAACAAAGAUUGUGCCGGAUUUGCAAAAACUACAAAGAAACGUUCAACUGCAUUGAGUGCGACUUUGCUUUGUGUUUCAUAUGUGCUAUUUUACCGCAUAAGGUGAAGUAUAAGCAUGAUGAACAUCUCCUCUCUCUUUCUUAUGGAGAAGAUACAAGUGCUAGGUAUUGGUGUGAGGUAUGCGAGUCAAAAAUCAAUCCAGAAGAGCGAUUUUAUUCGUGUGAUAAAUGUUGCGUCACUCUACACAUUGAAUGUUUGCUCGGGAAGGACUUAUACAUAAAGCCUGGUUCAUAUGUGUGCCACAAGGGUAAGAAGAUCGAUGUUUUACUCAAUAAUCGCAUGUCUAGACCAAGUUGUAUGCGUUGUGCCAACCGUUGUCAAGACAAGUUAGUCUACAAAUAUGUUCGCUCACUAUCAUUCUGUUCUUUGCAUUGUUUCGUUCCGUCUUUGUUGAAUUUAAGGUAGUACAA